AUGUCUGAUGCUUGUCGUACAAAUCCAAUAAACCAGAUUAUACAAAAAGGUCAUAGCAUACACAACGGUUCCCUAAUACCGUCAAAACCCACCAGGUUCAUCCACAGAGAACCAACUGCACACCAUAUCGAUAAAGGUCCACAUGCGGAAACAUCCUUUUUGCACCGUGCCAGCAAUAUGAAGAGCGUUGAUGAUGUGGCAUUUCAAAAUCGUCCCUCUCUAACAAAUUUUGAAAACCAUAUUGAAGAGUCCAGUAGCUGGAUUCCUCAAUUUUCUUCAAUGGAAAUUAAUGAUCCAUUAGAAUUCAGCUCAGAAUAUAAAAAUUUGUAUUCAAACUACGAAUCACAUCAACGCCAAAAUUCAAGUAGACAACAGUUCCCCAUUACGAGUUCUAUGGUGCGGAAGACGGCAAGCCAUCUUCCGUCACGAAACAUGUUUCGACAACAGCGCCAAGAAAACCGCAACAGCUCAACGGAUGCCUUUAAAUUCGACGCGGAAUUCCAAAAUUUAGAGAACGAAAUCCAAGAAGUGCGGUACGAGCCAAUAAUACAAGAAGACGAAAGCUGGCUGGACCAAGACCAAUUGGAGUUACAGAAGAUCGCUACAGAUAUAGUAAAAUGCUGCACUCCUCCACUUUCAUCAGCAUCCUCCACCUCCACUGUUUCCUCUAUCGACUCAAAGCUCUCCGAGUCGAAAUUUAUACAGCUGAUGAGAGGAAUCAGCAGUGGUGACGUGACUUUAAAAAAGGAAGCAAAUGGGCAUUCUGCAAGCGAGCUAUUCUCGCCCAGCAAUGGAGAACUGGUGGGAAAUGAGCACAUCCCCGUAGAGAACCAAAGUCAUCGAGGCGCAUACAAUUGA
Molecule: messenger RNA, 858 nt
Organism: Saccharomyces eubayanus
Lineage: Eukaryota; Fungi; Ascomycota; Saccharomycetes; Saccharomycetales; Saccharomycetaceae
Gene: PEX21
Product: Pex21p
Exons: 1
Coding region: 1-858 (285 amino acids)
Source: RefSeq, a predicted model, not a curated record